UUACACAGCCCUGAAUGAUACACAAUACAUACACAAACAUGAGAGAGAACACGUGAACGCCAUCUACUUCAUGUGCAGGGUACACGUUAACAAAGCAAUAAUAAUAUGAAUUUAAUGAAAAUGUAAAAACGCGUUGAUGUAUACUCGCAUAAAUGAGGACCUCCGCAUGUUGGGCUGAUUUGUCACAGUGUUAUAUUUUAAGUGUUCUGGCAACACAAUCAAUUCCAAUACGUGCCGGAACGAGUUAACCUGUAUAGAAAUAUGUUCUCACCAAGAGACUCGGGUAAAUCAGAUUACAUUAGUUUGAAUAUUCACGAAAGCGGGUCAUUUGCACGGGGCACUUCUCGCAGUUUAUGGAGGCAAUGGAACCAAUUGUCCAGGUUCCAAAGAAAUAUUCUGUACUUUGCAAUAAUCACAGUUCUACUUGUAAUAUUUUAUCUCCUGCCUAGCGAAACCAAAGCUGGUACCUCUAACAAUGAGGUAGAUUAUAGUAAUGUAGAAGUUGUACAAGAAACUGCCAAGUACGAGAAGGCAGUAGAUGAAGUCGUUGUAGAUAAUGAAGAACAGGCUGCUGGGCCUGGUGAAGUAAUUGAAGAGCCCGAGUUUCAACCAGAAAUUAAUCAAGUUGAUGAUGAUCAAAUUGGUGAACCACCACAGCCAAGACCAAACAUCCUGAAAUUUAGUGGUCCUCAAAAUUACAAGCAAGAAGCUGUCGUAGCUGCAUUCAAACAUUCUUGGAAUGGGUAUAAAAAAUAUGCAUGGGGUCACGAUAAUGUCAAACCGAUAUCAAAAAGAUAUCACGAAUGGUUUGGUUUAGGCCUUACUAUAGUUGAUUCAUUGGAUACUAUAUAUAUAAUGGGAUUAUAUGAUGAAUAUUCAAGAGCAAGGAAAUGGGUGGAAGAGAAUUUAGUGUUUACAAGGAAUAGAGAUGUUAAUUUAUUUGAAGUUACUAUUAGGGUAUUAGGUGGUUUAUUAUCAGCAUAUCAUCUCUCUGGUGAUAUACUUUUUUUAAAUAAGGCUGCGGAUUUAGGUGAUCGUAUGAUGCCAGCAUUUUCUACCAGAUCAGGUGUUCCACAUUCUGACGUGAAUCUUGGUACUAGAAGUGCGCAUAGUCCUAAGUGGGGUCCCGAUAGUAGCACCAGUGAAGUUACUUCCAUUCAAUUAGAGUUUCGUGAUCUUAGUCGUAGUACAGGUCAACUUAAGUUUGAGGCUGCAGCGGCAAGAGUUUCCGAACAUGUACAUAAAUUAGAAAAGUAUGAUGGUUUAGUCCCAAUUUUUAUUAACGCUAAUACCGGACAAUUUCGGGAAUACGCUACGAUUACGUUAGGUGCUCGCGGUGAUAGUUACUAUGAAUACUUAUUGAAACAGUGGUUACAAACUGGAAAAACCAUAGACUACCUUCGCGACGAUUACUUAAACGGCAUUGCCGGAACGCAAAAACAUCUCGUUAAACAUACUGCGGUCAAUAAAUAUCUAUUCAUCGCUGAAUUAGUCGGCGCGAAUAAAGAAAUUAAACCGAAAAUGGAUCAUCUCACAUGCUACUUAGGAGGCACUUUAGCGCUAGGUGUGCAUCAUGGAUUGCCGUCAGAGCAUAAUAUUCUUGCGGAAGAACUUGUUAAAACUUGUUAUCAUACAUAUGCAAUCCAGCCAACGUUCCUCGCACCUGAGAUUACUUAUUUUAAUAUACAAAAAAUGGAGGGUGAAAAUCAAAUGGAUAUGUACGUAAAAACGAAUGACGCUCAUAAUUUAUUGAGGCCCGAAUUUGUCGAGAGUCUAUUUUACAUGUGGUAUUUUACGGGGAAUAAAACUUAUCAAGAUUGGGGUUGGCAGAUAUUUCAGGCUUUCGAAAAUUAUACCAAAGUCGAAGGUGGGUACACGAGUAUCGGUAACGUCCGGAAUAUUCAACACACUCGUCAGCAGGAUAUGACGGAAAGUUUCUGGUUCGCCGAAACUUUAAAAUAUUUGUAUUUGUUAUUUGAUGACACUAGGCAAUUGAUAGAUUUGGAUAGGUGGGUAUUUAAUUCUGAGGGUCAUCCGUUACCUCUAUACGAAUCGUAACGCAAUAGUAGCAAAACUAAGCUAGCGAAUUCUCAAUUUUUCGCACUUAUUUUAUUAAGUUAUUUUUGGAAUGUCCAUUUAUCCGUCAUAAUGUUUCUUUAAUGAAACUUUGCAAACACUUGCGUUUCCUUCAUUAAUUGUGGGAACUCUCUUCUAGAAAAAAAUCACUUGUAGAAUAAAAUAGUACAAUCAAUUCUGCUAUUCUAAGGUCACGUAAAAUUCCUCCUUAGUUUUUAUUCUAUUUAUCUGAUAUAUGCACGAAAUGGAAAUGUUUUUUAUUCGUUUCCUCACUUUAUAGAUUGCCAUGUAAUUAUGUGACAAUUAUGAAUAGUAAAAUUAGAGCGAAAAAAGUUAGUUUAGUUUAGAAGAGAAAUAAAACGAUGGAAAUUAUUUUUCCAUCAUUUUUCGAUUCUAAAGAUUAUAAAUAAUUGCAGAUUAACUUGCUUUAUCAUUGACAAAAUACAAUUUCAAGUAAUAAACAAAUAUACAACAUUAGCUGCGCCUACCAAAGUAUCGAACCUGCCUAUAAUGUUGAAUAGAUAUUAUUAAUAUUUUAGAUUUUCAAUUAUUACAUUUAUGAGAAUAUGUAACUUGAU
Messenger RNA from Trachymyrmex septentrionalis, 2654 nucleotides. RefSeq names its product endoplasmic reticulum mannosyl-oligosaccharide 1,2-alpha-mannosidase (gene alpha-Man-Ib). NCBI's taxonomy places the organism in Eukaryota, Metazoa, Arthropoda, Insecta, Hymenoptera, Formicidae. The record is from RefSeq and is a predicted model, not a curated record. Gene Ontology annotation, cellular component: endoplasmic reticulum; membrane. Gene Ontology annotation, molecular function: mannosyl-oligosaccharide 1,2-alpha-mannosidase activity; calcium ion binding. Bases 262 to 2058 code for a protein of 598 amino acids. Gene Ontology annotation, biological process: N-glycan processing; carbohydrate metabolic process. The transcript is spliced from 11 exons.